GUAGAAGGCCCAGAAAUUGGAGCCCAUUCUCGGUGGUUGUUAAGCCCAUCAUCUGCCUGCGCCCCGGCGGUCAGUGCCAACCGGCGGCGCUCGGGCGCCGGCCGUUCCACCUUUUCCCAGUGCCCACGCCAUUCCGCAGUGCAUGCUCUGCGCUACCAGCGUCUACGGACCACGGUUUAUUAAUUCGCUUGGUUUGGUUUGGGUUGGUUCAAAUUUCUAGCUAGGCUGUGUAUACUUCGAUUGUUGCUCGGCGAAUUUGAUACUAGCACGUGUUUUUUCCAGAUUCCAGUUCGUGUGUUCGCGCUCGAUCGAUUGCGCCAGUUGCUAGCGAGCUAUUCGAAGAAAACCUGGCAUCGAUUGGCCCUUCCAGGGUUAGAUUCGAAGGGAAUUUCGUCUGGCUUUGGGGAUUUUUGGUGCCCCAGCUUCCCCGGAUUUUUUUUAACUUCAUGUGUAUACAGUAUUGCAAACUGGUCCAGACAACUAACAAGUUCUGAAAGUGAUCAGAUACUUACUUACUAUUCAUUGCUACUCCUACUCCACUAUCAUACCCUUCUUUUUCUCAAUGCUCCGGGAAUAGCUAGGAACCAAAGUAAUAAUAUGCACAUAGAAAGUUGCAACAUAUUGGCUAUGCAAGGAGGGUAGUAACUUGUGACAAAAUCUUAAUCCCCCUUGCGGAUAAACACACAGACUUCUGGGCUGUCUGUAUGCGUUUAGGUCCAUCAGUUGUUUCGAUAUCCUGACUUGGACAUGGAUAUGCGUCCAUCAGGAAUAGCCGAGCUUGUGCUAACUGGAACCAUUACUUUAGUUCUUCAGUAAAGAUACAUUUAGUUAAACUGAAAAAAAUGUCAUUGUUAUGGUUGCCAGCUUGGCACAGUAAAUUGCAUGCAGUUACAAACUUAUAAUUGGUACCUGGCCUAAUUUUUCCCUUUCUAACUUGGUGGAUGCACUUCAAGCUUUCUUCCAUGUCAAACUAAUAUAAAAGGCUGUGUUCUAUCUGCAAUGUAUGCUCCCAGUAGUGGGCGUUCGGUGGAGAUGUAGGUGAUGGCAUCUCUCUGGGAGUGAUUAAUAGCAUUGUUGUGUCUUCCUCUUGAAGAAAUUAGUUUUCUACCUUUUCAUUAUAGAAAUUAGCAUCAUAUCUCAUCUCUUUGUUGGUAAACUUCUGUGUAGAUAGAUCCUUCGGUCGGUUUCCUGCAUAGUAAAAAGCAAGCAGACAAACACGGUGAUGCAACUGCGGCUAGAGGGAGCGUCUGUUGUGGCAUUAAUAUAGUGAUGCAAUUGCGGCUAGAGUGAUCAUUUCUUGUUGUAUUAUUAAAUGCUUAUGUACCAAACAAGAUAUAGUUGUUUAAUAAAAUUGAAGAUUUGGAAUAAUGUGGUAAAUUGUGCCGGUGCUGUUUUUAUGGAUAAGCAGAUUUCGUUAUAUAAAUGGCCAGUUUUAAUUUCAUGGACACUAUUGUUUGACCCCCUCAUGCUUUCCACGCCCUUGUGCAGACAUAUACCCAAGAACAUCGCAAAUGGGAUUUCCAGUUGCAAUUAAUAUCAUCACAGCUCUCUGGUCGCUGACCUAAGUCCUCAGAUCUUCCAGCCAAAUUGUCUGCUUCGUAUGUCAAUUUUGACAACAAAAACCAAAGCAAAAGAGGCAGUAAGAAUCAAAGAUACAUAGACUGUUCGAAUGCAGGUUGAGUCAUAUCAAAGGGUGUGAGAAAUGCAUGACCAGAGAGAACAGAUUACACAAAGUCAUGAUGAUAAUUGAUAAGGGUUCACACAUCCUAUUAUAUCUUUUAGUUUUUUGUCUAGAAUACUAUAUUAUAUAUCUUUUUGAUUGGCAGGAGUAAAAGCACAAGAGGACAAAAUAUUGAUGAGGUUUGCUUGUAUUUCUCAAGUCACUAUAUCUCGUUCUCCUUCUGUGUUGAUCAGUCCAAAUAAAAAGUCAGCUUUCAGUCAAAAAGAAAGAGUCAGCUUUGCAUCUGAAAAUGAGAUGGACUCUACUGCUUAAAUUCUUGUCCUCCUCUAACUUCAUUUGCAAUGCCUAUCUUUUCCCCAUAGUGAGGUCUCACUCCAAAUCCUUCCUUUGCUCCUCACAGGGUCUGACUGACCUGUGAUGGGAGAUCCUUCAAUUUUAGUUCUUGAUCACGAUCCGUUGUCCCUGUCGAUCCUCUCCAAGACGCUUGCCCAGUUUAACUUCAAAGGUGCAUUUCGAUUUCUAAGGAUCUCCAUCUUCUAAUCUAUUUCCCUUUCAUUUGCAAAAAAGGAGAUGUUUUAGAGGGACAAUGAAAGAUCAUAGGGGUAUCAUCUGGAUCUGCUAUGGUUGUUGAUUGACUACAGAAACUAUAAACUAUAGUAGUGAUUCAAUAGGAAAGUUGCAAAAAAGCAAUAUCCACUAUUCAUGUUAUACUUCAUAUUCCUUUGGUUCUGUCUUUUCUUUCUUCUAUUUCUGGAUAAAUCUCUGUUGCGAAUUGAGCACUCCCUUCUUUUUCUGAGAACAGUAUGUCCCCCUUUUUUUGUUUACACUCAUUUGUUUUCCUUGUAUCCAAGAUUUGCAUCUGUGAGCGGUCAAAAUCCAAUUUAGGACAUCUAGAAUGGUAUGCUCUCAAUGUAUUCAAAUUCUUUUUCAGAAAUGGAGGAUUUUAUACACUAUACUAAUCCGUUGCUAGUUACUCCUGUAAAAACUUUCUAGAAAUGUCAAUUGUGCUUACUAAUAGUUACAUUGUUGUGUGCUUAAGUUGGGCAGAGUUUAAUUAAGCUUGAACUGUUCACAGAGGAGCAUUUUACUUAGUAUGCAACUGGCACAUAUUUCUUGAAGUUUCAUUAAAACAUAUUCAUCGAACUAUUUUAAUGGCUGUGCUCUAUUGAGUAAGAGGAGGAACUCAGCCCCUCUGCCUUUUAAUUUAAUGUACACCAGAUAUGUGCUAUACAGGGGGAUGCUAUGAAUGGCACUAUUCGAUGACCUGUAAUCUGUUCAAGCAGGAGUACAGGAUUGAAUUUUGCAUAUGUGAUAUAUCCAUACUGCCUGUUUACAGCUGCUUGGUGGGAAGUUUGGGUGUAUAGUUGUUUGGCAGGAAGUUUGGGUGUAUGGUUGUUUGUAGGGAAGUUUUAUCUUAUUUCCCCAUCUUGACCUGGACUGUUAACUAAUGGCUGGAUAGCUUGCAUGUAUCGAUAUAGGGCACUUCUCAUCACGUGAAGCUCGGUGAGAUGUUUUUCUUAAGAAAAUAUAUAGAUUGUGCAACCAUAAUCAUGAAUCAUUUCUGGUGGGGUAUAUUACAUGCUUAAAUUGAAAGAAAGCAGAUGAUGUUGCAUAUAUAGUAGUAUUACUUUGUCACCUUUCCAAGCACUAUUAGUUUAUAUUUCAUGUAUAUGUGGAAUAUAUUACAUGAACUUUAAAGUUUAAAGAAAGGCAGCAGAUGCAGUUCAUAAUGGGAUGUAGGGAUACCUUGGCUGAAGGUUACUGGGUCAACCUUCCAAACGCUAUUAGAUUGCCAGUGUAUUGGAUUGAGAGGUCAAUUAGGAAAAGCACUGAUAUCAUGUAGCCUUGUUGUCCUUAGAUGGUCAAUUUUGCACUUUAUGCUAGUAACAUCAACAUUUCAUGUUUUUACUCUCCAAAUAUCCGAGUCUAACUUUUUAGUGCUGCAUAGUUCUGCCAUUCAAAACUGCAGAAAAUGCCCUAGAUUCCUUUAAUAGGGGGGGUUGCUGAUGAUGAGGAGCUUGAUUUGGUACUAGCGGAAGUUCAUCUUGGUAAGAUGACGGCGGGCACUUCGCUACUGUUCCACUACAUCCUGAAUGAACUCCAAGUCCCUCUCAUCACGAUGUGUGCUUAUGGUGAUCAAGAGGCACUGUCUAAAUGUAUGCCCCUGGGAGCAUGCUUCAAUGUGCUGAAGCUGCUGGACCCUAGAGUCUUCAAUAUUCUGAGAGAGAAAGCUAUGGAACACAUGUCUAGAAGGGUCAUACCUGAAGGGUCUAGCAUUAUGAAGAAAACCAUGAAACAUCGGCAGAAGUUAAAGCAAGAACAGGAUCAGCAGCAGGAGGCCAACAUGAAACUAGUAGCCGAUGUGAUUACAUCGGCAUAUGGUGCAACCAGGACUAAAUCUAAUAAUCAUCUGACAACCACCCAGAUGAAGGUCACACCUGGAGUUGCCCCAGCUAUCAGGGCCCAAGUGGAGAGAAGUUCAGUGAGAGCAGAAGUUUCCAAUACUAACACACGCACAUCUGUGUGGGAUAGGUACAGUAUGAGCCUGCAGGAUCGUAAUAAGUCCGUGUGGGAUAGUUACGAGCCGAAAGGGCUUUUCUUGCCAUACAAACAGGCGGUGUUGCCAAUGCCGAGCAAAGCUAGCAUUGAAAAUACAGCCCCAUAUGCUGCUGUACAGAAGGGUUAUUGCACGCCAGUAACAAGUCUGCUCCAUCAACUGAAAGAGAACAGCUAUACUGAAGCUGCAGGCAACAUGGAGAGCUUUACUCUUCAAAAAGAUCCUGUGAACGAGGUGUAUGCCACAACCACAGGCGCUGAUGAUGUGGGGGAUCUGGUGAGCAAUGCCCUGCUUGAUGGCACAGAAAACAACUACUCAACUACAGAAAAGAUGCCGUCUGCAUCUGAUCCUCUUUGUGGCAGCGAACUGGAGACAUUUGGGAGGAGCCAAUUGGAAGGACAAGAGCAGCAAGACCUUGGGCCAGAUGAUCUGCUCCAGGUAGAGAAUGCAUGGAACCAUCCGCUUCAGUCGGCAGGCCUGGUUGAUGCAAGGUUGGUUCAAGAAUCCACCGUUGGAGAUGCUCUGAUACCGAUGGUUCAAGGAUCCGUUGUUGGAGAUGCUCCGGUGCUGACGGUUCAAGAAUCCGCCGCUGGAGUGGUUCAGGAAUCCGCCAUGGGAGAUGCUCCGGCAGAUGAUCCUGUGAACCAGUUUGCCAUUGGUGACGAGCUCUGGACCUGGAGUCCUCAGAUGAUAGAUGACUAUGCCAUGAGUUUCUAAAUCAGGGAGGGAGGUAACUGGUAGUACAAUAAGACUGGUAAUGUGAUAAGACUCUCUGCGGAGAAAAAAAGGUAUAUGCAAGGAGUAACUGCAGAUAACUGUGCUCAAGCAAAACACAUGUUAUAUGCAAACAUGUCCAGUGCUUUGUGACAUUGGUUAAAGUUAUUUCAGCUACUUUGUUUCUAAAUGUUAACAUAUUUUCUUCCGUGUCGCAA
Molecule: messenger RNA, 5170 nt
Organism: Brachypodium distachyon (stiff brome)
Lineage: Eukaryota; Viridiplantae; Streptophyta; Magnoliopsida; Poales; Poaceae
Exons: 3
Coding region: 3735-4955 (406 amino acids)
Source: RefSeq, a predicted model, not a curated record